This is a messenger RNA of Poecile atricapillus (Black-capped chickadee), 1728 nucleotides long. It is a transcript of the gene DPAGT1, whose product is annotated as dolichyl-phosphate N-acetylglucosaminephosphotransferase 1. The record is from RefSeq and is a predicted model, not a curated record. The transcript is spliced from 9 exons. The coding region runs from base 8 to 1228 and encodes 406 amino acids. Gene Ontology annotation, cellular component: membrane. NCBI's taxonomy places the organism in Eukaryota, Metazoa, Chordata, Aves, Passeriformes, Paridae. Gene Ontology annotation, biological process: protein N-linked glycosylation; dolichol-linked oligosaccharide biosynthetic process. Gene Ontology annotation, molecular function: UDP-N-acetylglucosamine-dolichyl-phosphate N-acetylglucosaminephosphotransferase activity.
CGUGGCCAUGGCGGCCUGGCCUGCCGUGCCCCUCCUCAUCAACCUCGGCGGGUCGCUGCUGGGCUUUGCGGCCACGCUCACGCUGAUCCCGGCCUUCACACAACACUUCCUCGCCGCGCGGCUCUUCGGGGAGGACCUCAACAAGACCUCAAGGCGGCCCGUCCCCGAAGCACAGGGCGUGAUCAGCGGUGCCGUGUUCCUGAUCAUCCUCUUCUGUUUCAUCCCCGUGCCCUUCCUGAGAUGUUUUGUGGAGGAGCAGUGCGCGGCCUUUCCUCACGAUGAGUUCGUGGAGCUCAUCGGUUCGCUCCUUGCCAUCUGCUGCAUGAUUUUCCUGGGCUUUGCAGAUGAUGUUCUGAACCUGCGCUGGCGCCACAAGUUGCUUCUUCCUACCAUGGCUUCUCUCCCACUGCUCAUGGUUUACUUCACCAACUUUGGGAACACGACCAUUGUUGUGCCUAAGCCCUUCCGGCUGCUGCUGGGCAUGCAUUUGGACCUGGGUAUCCUCUACUACGUGUACAUGGGUAUGCUAGCAGUGUUCUGCACUAAUGCCAUCAACAUACUCGCUGGAAUUAAUGGAAUUGAAGCAGGACAGUCACUGGUGAUAGCUGCUUCCAUUAUCAUAUUCAACAUUGUAGAGCUAAACGGGGAUUAUCAAGAUGAUCAUAUUUUUUCUCUCUACUUCAUGAUUCCCUUUUUUUUUACCACGCUGGGCCUAUUUUACCACAACUGGUACCCAUCUCGAGUAUUUGUUGGGGACACCUUCUGCUACUUUGCUGGCAUGACCUUUGCUGUGGUGGGGAUCUUGGGACACUUCAGCAAAACGAUGCUGCUUUUUUUCAUCCCACAAGUACUCAACUUCCUCUAUUCACUGCCUCAACUCUUCCACACCAUUCCUUGUCCCCGUCACCGGCUACCGAGGCUUAAUCCUAAUACAGGGAAGUUGGAGAUGAGCUACUCCAAAUUCAAAACUAAAAGCCUCUCUGCCCUGGGAACAAACAUUCUGAAGGUAGUCAAGAUCUUGCACUUAGUAGAUGUGAGGAGUGGAACAGAUGAAGAUGGUGAAUACACGGAAUGCAGUAAUAUGACACUUAUUAAUUUUGUCAUAAAGCUGAUCGGACCCACCCACGAACGAAAUCUCACUCUCCUGUUGCUACUCAUUCAGGUCCUUGGCAGCACGAUUGCAUUUUCGAUCCGGUACCAACUAGUGCGCUUGUUUUAUGAUGUCUGACUGGACUGUCAGGAGCAAGGGAAAGAGUUCUACCUGCCAGUCCAUUUUCUCCACUUGCUUGACCAAAUGAUUCAACUGAUCUUACUCCCAACCUUCUGAGAACCUCAGAAUACCUGUCAAAAUGCAAGCAACUGCUUUGCGUGGGCUAGUUUUGAACUGGAAUGUUUUUUGUGCACCAAAGGCUUUUGUCCAGUUCUGUGAUGGAAAAGAUUCACUGCUACUUGGACAUCAUUGUUACUAGGAAUACCUUUUAGAGGGGAAGCAAAUGACAGCACUCAGGGAAAGUGGGAAAGUUGGAAUCUCUAUACAUCUAACAAAGACAUUACUGCUCACUAAGAGAGAAAACAGCAACUUUAAUUUCUGUGAGCAGAAUGAGUAAACGAGACUCCAUGCCUAUCUUCUCCAAUCCUGUUUUUGGUCCAUGGACAUAGAAUGACACGUUAUAACCCAUACUCAAAACUCAGAGCGCUCCGAGAAUAAAAUAAUUCAUGGUACCCUUU